AUGGACGACAACAUCUCCAACUUCAUGGCCAUUACGGCCACAAGCACCGAUGUCGCCCGGAGCUUUCUCGAGAUGACUGCGGGCAACUUUGAGCGUGCCAUAGGGCUCUUCUACGAAAACCCCGAUCUGGUUUCCGGUGUGGGAGCCGGCCUUUCUUCAAACGACCAGCCAGCCGCUGCGCCCGUGACAACAUCAGCAACCAGAGGCAACAUUGGCAGACAAGAUUCGGCGGGCGUCAUCCACAUCGAUAGUGACGAUGACCAGGAUAUGCAAAUCGAAGACUUUAGUGACAAUGAUGACGAUAACGAGAGAGCCGUUGCAGCUCAAGCGGCAGCUCUAGCCCAGGAAGAAGAAGAUAUGGCAAUGGCAAAGCGAUUACAGGAGGAGCUAUACCAAGGCAACCAAGGGUCUGGAUCAGGAGGAGACCCAGAUGAUGUCCGAGCACCUAUCGCGCGGACUACUGAGACCCUGGUGGCACCCGGAUGGGGUGGUGGUGAGCACGGUGAUGGAAUGGAGGCGGCUUUUCUAGAAGAGUUGCGACAAAGGCGGCGGGCAAAUCCACCCAAUCGUGCUGGAGGACCAUUCUCCCAGCAAAUAUGGGCCGACCCCGAACGCCGCUCAGCUCAGACAGCCGAGAAUGGAGCCCAUGCAAGACGCCUUGAGGAUUUGUUCCGACCACCUUACGAUCUGAUGGCUCGCAUGUCUUGGGAUGACGCCCGCACCCUAGGCAAGGAAGACAAGAAGUGGAUCUUGGUUAAUCUCCAAGACAUGAACGACUUUAACUGCCAGGCGCUAAACCGCGACAUUUGGAAGGACGAAGCUAUUAAAUCUCUGGUCUCGGAGAACUUUAUCUUCCUCCAGUAUGACAAGGACUUCCCGGAUGCCGAGGAGUUUGUGACAUUCUAUUUCCCCAACCAAACCCACGAGAACCCCGAUAACUACCCACAUGUCUCGAUCAUCGACCCCCGAACGGGCGAGCAAGUCAAGGUUUGGACCGGACGACCUUUCCCUUCCCCGCAAGACUUCCAUGCCGAACUCGCCGAGUUUCUCGACCGCUACAGUCUCGCGGCCAAUAGCAAGAACCCGGUUGCGAAGACGACAGCACGAAAGCCACAGAGAGUGGAUGUGGAACGCAUGACUGAGGAUGAGAUGCUUGAAAUGGCUUUGAAGAACAGCCUGGAAGGCGCUACAGGAAGCGGAGGCUCUUCAACACCCAAUCUUCAUGAUCCCGAUGCAUUGACCAAAGAUUCUGGCCCCGAGGGGGGUAAAGGAAAGGAACCUGAAGCUCCUGUUGAACAAAGUCCUUGGGCGCAAAUUUCGAGCACCACCCCACAUACCGAACCAGAGGCCGACCCAACGACCACUACACGCAUUCAAUUCCGACACUCUACCGGCCGCAUCAUUCGGCGAUUCAACCUGAAUGAUCCAGUCCGCAGAAUCUAUGAAUGGCUCAAGUCUGAGGCACUGGAAGGCAAAGAGGGGGUCGAAUUUGAGCUUAAGAAAAUGCCUGCUGGCCAGGAUCUCAUCGAGAGUCUGGACAUGACCGUUGCAGAUGCAGGUCUGAAGCAAGGGACAGUCAUGAUUGAGUACAUCGAGGACUGA
Molecule: messenger RNA, 1602 nt
Organism: Fusarium subglutinans
Lineage: Eukaryota; Fungi; Ascomycota; Sordariomycetes; Hypocreales; Nectriaceae
Product: UBX5-UBX (ubiquitin regulatory X) domain protein
Exons: 2
Coding region: 1-1602 (533 amino acids)
Biological process (GO): proteasome-mediated ubiquitin-dependent protein catabolic process
Cellular component (GO): nucleus
Molecular function (GO): ubiquitin binding
Source: RefSeq, a predicted model, not a curated record